Messenger RNA from Cuscuta europaea, 492 nucleotides. Lineage: Eukaryota; Viridiplantae; Streptophyta; Magnoliopsida; Solanales; Convolvulaceae. The record is from the annotation of a GenBank genome assembly.
UCCAGAAUAAGGGCUCGGUCAGUUGGUGAUAUACUUUUUGAGGAAAGGCUGGUUCCUGAGGAUUUCAAAAUCGGGGGAUAUCAAAUUAAAGCAAUUCAUUGGAAAAAGCCAAAAAAUUAUCUCAAGAUGAAUGUGGAUGCAAGCUAUUUACCUGGUAAAGCAGGAGAUGGAGCGAUUGUGGGGAAUCAAGAGGGAGUUCUGAUACUGGCCAUGUCAUUUCCGAUUCUUGCCACUUCGAGUUUAGAAGCUGAGGUUAUGGCAGUUGUAGAAGCUACGCGAUGGGCGAUAUCGGCUAGGAUUGAAACAAAUCUAAUUAAAAAUGCAUGUCUAAUUAUUUGUCGACUAAAAUGUUCCCGUAUCUUUCAUGAUGUACUUUGUAUAAUUUUACCGUCAUUAUAUUCUUGAUGUACACAAAAGGUGUAUACAUUUGACAUACUCUCUUGUGUACAUCAACAAUUGUUGUCUUUUUCUAAACAAGCUGACUUUGUGCAC